CCGGAGGGCGGCUGAGGUAGACACUGGCGACUGGGCAGCCGUGGCUGGGCCCUUAUGCGGCUUUUCCUCAGCAACAUCUAUUUUCCCCGUCUAUAAAGCAGCUCUUCUGAAGCGCGGUGUACACGUCACAGCGCUUUAAUGGCAGUUAGCUUCUUGGCGGGUCUCCACAGUCCGGGGAGGUAGGUUCUGUCCUCAGCCCCACUUCAGACACGGACGUUUUCAUCCCUAACUCUGGAUGCCCCUGAAAAGCGGCCCAGAAUUUUGGAGCUGAAAGGAACCUUAGAUCGUCCACUCUCCUGGCGUUUUCCUUCUGAGGUUAUCUCUGAACACCAAGGGGACCUGGACGGGGAAGGGAAAAAGAACAGCCAACAAACGGACCCGGCAGGCCGUGACUGGAUACUUCGCUUACUCUUCUUCAUUCUCAUAGGUCUGACGGGUACUGUUAGCGAUCCCACUUUACAGGACUUUGCACAGAGCUCAACACAUUGUAAACAGCAUUGACGGCACUGAGUGGAGCUGAUGAGAUACGGACAAAAGUGCUGCUUCUUACGGACAGAAAAUGGUGUUUGGUCUAUGCUGCCAGAGAGAGAGGCUCUACAAGCCCCUGUAUGUAGUACAAGUCUUCAAUUUUGCAGGAGUGGUAUACUGCUAUUUUCAGGGGUCUGUGGGGAAAACAGCCCCUGAGAAUGAGAUUGCUGGGGAAUCAUCACAGAGACUCAGAGUCAAGAGUGGGAGCAAACAAACCUCCGAGGGCAUGACCCCCAAGGCAACAAGAGGACCAAAUGCCACUGCCCCCAAGGAGGAGAUUGGCAUCUUGUCUCAGGAUGAGGGGGAGGAAAAUAAAAAGAUCCCAAAGAAGAAACCUGUAUAUCCCUCAGAAGCCUCUGAGGUGGACAGCAAGGAGGAAAGCCCUGGGGGCUGGGUCCCCCAGCUGCUGAGGAGGCCCUGGCCGGGCUGGUUCCCAGCCCCUGACAUCCCCAAGACUCAGAGCCGGGAAUGAGACAGUGUCCAGUAAACUCAGUUCUGAGCUGCUGCUUCUGAAGAUCCAGCUGCCUCCUUUCAGGGCCUCACAUGUUCCCAGACCCAAGAAUGCCCAGGGAGGGGCUGGCCAGCCCCGCACCCCACGGGCACCUGCUGAGAAGGGCAUGAAGGCCUCCUGCUUGACGAAGCGCCCCUGGGCGUCCAGGAAGUGCUCGGGGUGGAAGCGGAAGGGCUUCU
Messenger RNA from Manis javanica (Malayan pangolin), 1218 nucleotides. NCBI's taxonomy places the organism in Eukaryota, Metazoa, Chordata, Mammalia, Pholidota, Manidae. The record is from RefSeq and is a predicted model, not a curated record.